AUGGCAUCGACGGGCGCACAAAGCGCACCACGCACUUGGCCCCAUGUGCCCGUGUCUUUAUUUGUGUCUUCCGGUGCAUGGCAUGUGCCAGUGCAAGGCUCGGACUUGUCGACAUUGCAGUCAAGUUUACACCCUUUGCAUGAAGCUGCGCAUGCGAAUGCAUUGAAUACACUGGCUGUGCCCAAUCCCGCUUCGAUCGGCUUGCAGGUACCCAAUUCUCCGGAGGAUGAAAAGAACAUGACAAACGUCGAAAAGUGUCGUCACUGGGCACUUGCUGACGGCUAUGAUGGUAUUGCCAUCGAACUAGCCAACGCUCGUUGGCAUGAACGUUGGGAGCAUUUGUGCCUGCGUCCAGACUCUGACACUCCUGGACUUCCACGAAGCACGAGUCGAGCUAACUUUUCCUCGCUACCUGGAGAUAUGGAUGCGCGCAUUCAACUCGAGGCGGAGACAUGGCGUGCACAACCUCAUUUUUUGCGUCCAGAGCUGAAUAUCCUCCAUGCCCGCGAGACACCUUAUGUCACUGCCAUAAUUAGUCAGUGGCUGGAACUCGAUUCCUUGGACGAAGGUGUGCGUUUCGACUCGGAACUCGCUUUGCGCCAGGAACUUGCGUAUGCCUCUUACGUCGGAGUUACGCAAAUAAUUCUUCCCGCACCCAGUAGCGACCCUGAGCGGCGACCAUUUUUGGCCGACUAUGCGCGUAUCGUCCGUUCAUGCCUUGAAGGCAUGGCAGAUCAGCCUCCGCUUGUGCAUGCAUCGAUGAAAGUUGCUGUACGCCUGCCUGUCAGUUCGACGUACAUUCUCACAUCAAUGCUCAUGCAUCAAGCUACAAGCAAAGGGCCUAAUGGCGCAGCUGCCAUGCCAGCAGCCGCAUAUCUUCGGACCAAAGACAAUUGGGCAUGGGAGACAUGGGAACGCUUACAAGACUUGUGUGGAUACCACUCACAAUUGCACAUUGCACUCGACUUGUCCAUGCCUCUUCCUCCAACUUCGUCCAUGAUGCGAUGGAUUCAUGAGCCUGUAUCGCAUAUUUUGCUCCCGUCCUCAUCGUUUCUAGCGAAUGCUAAGGGUUACCCUGUCCUCUCCAAAUCAGCCCAAACGCUGGUUCGGAGUCUGAUUCCUCAUACACCCCACAUUAUUCUGAGUGACAUCACAAAUCCACCAAUACAACACGUACGUGGUGGUCCCAUUGCCUAUAUCCAGUAUAUUCGACAUCUGAUCAAAACCAUGCAGCCACCUACAAAACUUGAGCACCUCGCUUCCACAUUUGGCGAUUGUCUUCAAGCACCGCUGCAACCCAUGUCGGAUCAACUUGCUGCUGGAACGUACGACGUAUUUGAAGCAGACACGGUAAAAUAUAAUUUGUACGAAGAGGCGAUGUUCCAGGCAUUUGCUCAGCAUGGGUCGCCAGGCACUCGUUUACAGGUUUGGAUCGUGGGAGCUGGGCACGGUGCAUUGGUGCCCCGUUGCUUGAAUGCUGCUGAACGUGCAUCGCGUGUCGUGCACAUUACGGCUCUAGAAAAGAACCCUGGCGCCUUGAUUGCACUUCAAGACCGACAGCUAAGAGAAUGGGGUUCUGAUCGUGUUCGCAUUUUACUGGGCGAUAUGCGUGCCAUGCCAGUGCCACCGAAUGUAGCGGACCGAGCCGAUGUGGUGGUAAGUGAACUUCUAGGCAGCUUUGGUGAUAAUGAGCUUGCCCCUGAAUGCUUAGAUGGAGCGAUGCGGUUUCUUAAACCGAACGGCAUCUCCAUCCCUACCUCUUACAUGCCCUACAUUGCACCGGUUACAACGCCAGCUUUGCAUUCUGCCAUCAAAACUGGUAUGUCACAGACAUCAUCAGCACAAGCAGGACAGGGUAUGGGCAUGGCCCAAGAUACGGUGCAAUUUGAUGCACCAUCUGUCGUGCUUUUCAAACGAAUGAACUUGCUCUCUGGUCUUGACAGCGCUUCGCAGUACCCGCGGGUCCAAGCGUGCUGGCGGUUUGAACACAUGUCCAUGGAUGAGAGCGGUUUGGCUUGUGAUGUUCACGGUUUGCCACUUACCAACAACCACAAUGCUCGUUCAUCGUUGAAUACCUUUUACAUUCCUCAGGCUGGAGUGUGUCAUGGCUUGGCGGGAUUCUUUGAAGCGCAUUUAUUCGGUAAUGUCAUGUUGAGCAUCUUUCCUGAUCCAACUCGAGCCAGUCGGGACAUGCUGAGUUGGUUCCCUAUUUUUUUCCCCUUCCGCACACCGCUGUAUGUACCGGCUAACUCUGAGCUCGAUGUGCACAUGUGGCGUCUCACAGACAAUAAGCAUGUGUGGUACGAAUGGAGCGCCGAAGCGUUCAUGCUUCUCGACACGAUCCAUGGACAAUCUAGUACCACAGCGCUGUCUCCACAAGGACAUGCAUUGCACAUGUUCCAAGAUGAGUCAAACCACUCGGACAGCUUGCCGCCCUUCACUAAUGCUCCGCAUACACCUAUGAUGCCAUCUACUGGGGUCAUGAGCCCCGUUAUGGAUAACACUUCGGCAGAUGCCUCCUCGUCAGUUCACGUUCCCAAUACAAAUGGCGUUUCAGUUGCACCAAAUGCAGCCGGGCGGCGUAUAAAGGUGGGCCAGACAGACCUAAUGAACCCUGGGGCCUGUGGGUCAAAAUCCAUCAUUUCUACCUAA
Malassezia restricta is the source of this 2652-nucleotide messenger RNA. RefSeq names its product type II protein arginine methyltransferase. The record is from RefSeq and is a predicted model, not a curated record. Gene Ontology annotation, cellular component: cytosol; nucleus. Lineage: Eukaryota; Fungi; Basidiomycota; Malasseziomycetes; Malasseziales; Malasseziaceae. Gene Ontology annotation, biological process: regulation of DNA-templated transcription. The coding region runs from base 1 to 2652 and encodes 883 amino acids. The transcript has a single exon.